This is a messenger RNA of Linum trigynum, 1002 nucleotides long. NCBI's taxonomy places the organism in Eukaryota, Viridiplantae, Streptophyta, Magnoliopsida, Malpighiales, Linaceae. The record is from the annotation of a GenBank genome assembly.
CAAGUUUCCUUUCUCUCUCAACCUUUUAUUUCCUCUCCCUUCUCUCUUAAAUCACCGCAGGUUGAUAUUUGUGUUAGGGUGCCGCCGGCACCUAUGGUGACCGGCGGUAACCCACUUUCCUUUGUUUUCUGUUUUUCCUGUUUUCCAGUUCGUUUCUUGUAAUCUUUGCUUCCUUUUCUUUCUCUUGGAUUGAGUUGUUUCCUUUCCGUUUUUUUUUUCGAUUUCUCGUCUCUGCUUUCACUUCCCUUUUCGGGUUUCUUUGCUGCCUCUGUGGUCCGUUUCCUUCUUCUUGUGAAGAGGUCCUUUGCCCCCUUUUAUGGGUUGAAGAUUUUGUCCUCCGAUUUGGUUUCCAGAUGUGGAGAUGUUUUUCCGGUUCAAGAUACGAUGGAGGUUGGAUCUGAUAGAUCCGGCUUGUCUUCUCCUCUCCUCUCCUUUGGUCUACCUCCUUGUUUUGCCUUGCAGAUCUUGGCGAUUCGGAGAUGCAGCCAUUGGCGUGGAUCCGGUGGGGAGAGCUUGAGGACAGAUGUAUCCUAACCCUCUGUCUCCUCCGUCGAUCGUCCGGUCGCUGUGUUGGUUCUCUUGCGGUUUGACGGCGGGAGGUUAUGUGGCGUUCGGCUCGUGGUGGGUUGUUCGGAGGUCUUCUCCUCCUCUUCUCGCAUGUCGAGUUCGGUGGGUGUCGAUCUGUGCUUGGCUCAUGGUGGCGUUCCCCGUCGGGGGAGGUGCUUGGUUGGUGCAGGGAUGGUCACCGACCGCGGCGGCUGGAGGAUUCAGAGGGGGCUCGUGUGUUAGGGUUUGGGAAGGGGCCUUCAUGUUUUGGUCCUGGGCUCGGGCCCUAUUGGGUUCUGGGUUUGUCUUUGGGCCUGGUUGGUUGGUUCUUUCUUUUGUUCCUAUUGCAUUGUAGCUUGUACAUUUCCUUCAUGGGCUGAGCCCAGUCAUUAUCUAAUGAACUUACCUUCAAAAAAAAAAAAGCGCCUAUUGCAUUAAUGAAACAUUCCGAUAUUG